AACUCUAAUCUCAUUCAUUCGACGUUCAGCGCAUUUCGUUACGUUUUCGUUUGCUUGUUGCUUGCACUCUGAGUUGUGAAGCUUUGGCGUGGGUUCUCUGUUUCUGUUUCUCUACAAUUUCAAAUAAAUAUGCGUAAGCGGAAAUCUGUAAAGAAGAAUGACGAUGAUUCAGAUGGAUCUGAACCGGCAGCGGAACCAGAAGAAUUCCAAGACUCUGGUGAAGAUUGGACGCCGGAUGCCGAUUCUAAUGAACAACCUGGACGAGGAACUCGUAAGCGUACUUCUAAAGCGUCCUUGAAUAACAGCAAAAAGAAACGCAAAAACUCCUCCUCUGAGGAAAGUGAAGGUGAAGGGGAGGAAGAUGAGGAAGCAGAAGAUGAAGAGGGGGAACUUGAUGAAGAAGAAGGCUCUGAUGAUGAGAAAAAUGGUUCUGAUGGGAAUAAAUCUGAUUCCAGUCAGUCAAAAGAUGUACCAAAGCAUUUCCAUUCCGGGAACUUUGUAUUGCUAAAAUCUGAUGUAAAGUGGGAUGGAGAUACAGUCACCUCUAAGUUGGAUGAGUUAAAUUUGUGGAAAAUAGAUGGAAAAGCCCUCCUACAAAAAUUUAUUCCAAUGGAAUCAAAUGGUAAAAUAUUGCACAAAUGCACAUGUGUGUAUUCUGGAUGGAAUGUUGACAACCGAGACAAUUACUACCCCAUCACUGAAAUAUUGGAUCGGAAUCCACGCACUGAUUCCAAGGAAAUAUGUGUAGCAUUAGAUCUAAAUGAUCUUAUCAAAGUAAGGGACAAGUAAAUCCAUGGUAUUUUUUACUUAAUUCAAUUAGAUAAGUGAAAGUAAAUUAAUUAAUGAUUCUUUAAUUCCUGUUUACUUGUAUAAUUCAACUUCAUUCCAGAUUACUUUGUGUAAUAUUUUAUAAGCUCGGGGAUUAAAUGUUCAAUUCUACAAUAGGUU
Molecule: messenger RNA, 948 nt
Organism: Spodoptera exigua (beet armyworm)
Lineage: Eukaryota; Metazoa; Arthropoda; Insecta; Lepidoptera; Noctuidae
Source: the annotation of a GenBank genome assembly